This is a messenger RNA of Perca fluviatilis (European perch), 2413 nucleotides long. RefSeq lists its product as uncharacterized. The record is from RefSeq and is a predicted model, not a curated record. Gene Ontology annotation, molecular function: NAD+ poly-ADP-ribosyltransferase activity. The transcript has 4 exons. Gene Ontology annotation, cellular component: cytoplasm. Bases 103 to 1515 code for a protein of 470 amino acids. NCBI's taxonomy places the organism in Eukaryota, Metazoa, Chordata, Actinopteri, Perciformes, Percidae.
ACUAAACAGAAAGUAAAAGUUACUGAGCUGACAGAGAAAGCGACAUCUUACUGACGAACUGCAUAUCUUUGCCGGACUUGAACAACACCCUCCUGAAUCAGGAUGUCAGUGCAGUUCUCUGGCUGGGAGGUGGUCGACGAUGGUGCUUCUUUUCCUGGCGUGGAGCUGCAGCCGUCCCAGAAACCCCAAAACCGGGGUGUCUACACUAUGUACCAUGGGACUAGCGUUGCCAGCGCACGGAUCAUCAUUGCCAAUGGCUUUAAACCGUCAUCAAGUGGCAUGCUGGGAAGGGGAGUGUAUGUCAGUCGUGAUAUAAAAAAGGCGGCACAUUAUCCAUUAAACAGUAACAUAACAGACCGCAUGGUCUUCAAGUUACACGUGCGUGUCGGCCGUGUAAAGCGCAUUGACAAGGACAACCAUCCUAUGCAGUACACCUGGAGCGCGCACGGCUACGACACUGCCUGGGUGCCCCCCCAGUGUGGCCUCAAAGCUGUGCGCAGUGGCCUGGAGGAGGAUUGUGUGUUUGAUCCUAAAAGAGUGAAGGUGGUAGGCAUAGCAAAGGCACCAAACGCCACUAUACAGAAGGAACUUCAACAGCUUAUAUCAAAAACCUCCAGCAGACCUGGAUCGGGAGGUGACGCUGCUGCAGAUGUGUGUUCACUGUGUAAGAGGAAGACCCAGAAGGGGGCUCCACACAUCAAACAAAAGUGCUGGGAGUGUGGGCAAAAGAUCUGCAUUCUCAUGUCCAAGCAUUUCUGUCCAGCCAAACCCCAGGUUGGAGGUGGAGUAAUUUGGACGCUGAAAGGAGAGCUGCUGGUCCUGAACAGCAUCCCUUGUAAAGACAAGAUGUCGCUGCCUUUCUUUGGCUGGGAGGUGACCUAUGAUGAUGACUCUCCUCGUGUGGAGCUGGAGGCGUCUCAGACGCCCAAAGACAGCGGUGUCUACACCAUGUUUCAUGGCACCAGCGUUGCCAACGCACGGCUCAUCAUUGCCAAUGGCUUUCAGAAGUCACCAGGUGGCAUGCUGGGUAAGGGCGUGUAUGUCACCCGUGAUAAGAAAAAGGCGGAGCGUUAUCCAUUGAAAAAUGACCCUUCGACCCGCGUGGUCCUUGAGUUACGGGUGCGCGUGGGCCGUGUCAAGCGCAUUGACAUUGACAACCAUCCUAUGCAGUACACCUGGAGCACGCAGGGAUAUGAUACUGCCUGGGUGCCCCCCAAUUGUGGCAUGAAAGCCGUGCCCAGCGGCCUUGAGGAAGAUUGUGUGUUUGAUCCCAAAAGAGUGAAGGUAACAAGCAUUGCAAAGGCACCAGACACUGUACUGUCAGAGCUUCAGCAGCUUCUAGCUAACAGUCUAAGGAAUCCUGACGAUGCAGGAGAUAGCGGUGCUGUGGAUGUGUGUUCACUGUGUAAGAGAAAGACCCAGCAGGCCUCUCCACACAUCAAGCAACCGUGUUGGGGCUGUGGGCAAAACAUCUGCACUCUCAUGACCAAGCAUGUCUGCCGAGCCAGCUUCUGAGAGGGUGUAAGGGCCUGAAAAACGGUGCUGUUGUGAAACAGAUGCAACGAGGAUCCACGUCUGUAUGGCCUUCUGAUGGGAUGGAGGGGAAACUAAAGCUAAAGUUUACUAAAGAGUAAACAAAAUUAUGAGCUGCAAAGAAUAUUCCUUAUAAUAAUUUAAAAUGAAUCGCCAACUAUUUUAUCAAACGAUUAAUUGGGUUUGAGUCAAAAAUCCUCUGAUUCCAGUUUCUUAAAUGUGACUAUUUUCUAGUCUCUUCCCUCCUCUGUGACAGUAAACUGAAUAUCUUUGAGUUGUGGACAAAACAAGACAUUUGAAGACGUCAUCUUGGGCUUUGGAAAACACUGAUCGACUUUUUUCACCAUUUUCUGACAUUUUAUAGACUGAACAGCUAAUCGAUUAAUUGAGAAAAUAAUCAAGAGUAUUCGACUAUGAAAAUAAUCAUUAGCUGCUGCUCUAAAAAAAAAUCACAGCUCAGGGUGAAAUACAUACUUUUGAAAUAGGACUCAACAUUUCUACUUUUGCUUCCUCUGUGUUACUUUCUUUUCCCUUCCAUGUAUCAACCACUGUAAUAAGUGUUAAUGUUGCACAUAUCUUAGGGAUCUCUGUAUGGGAUCUGCAAAGUCCUUUUGUAUGACUUUAAGUAUGGAAACGAGCCAUUGAAGUUCACUAUAAUGAUCUAUGUUAUAUUCCAUUCUUGUUAUAUUGACUGAUCAGUACGCGUUAGGAUGCAAUCAAGAUGAGACAAUCUUUUUGUAUUGAGCAAUACGCCUUCAUUUCAGCCUGAAUGUGGACAUUAGUUACUUUAUGUAAACUCCUUGCUGAAUUGAUUUGAUUUCCUGAACACUGUGUAUAAUGUAAAACCAAAGAAUCAGUCAAUAAAUCUUAUGAUAUCAGA